Molecule: messenger RNA, 125 nt
Organism: Funneliformis mosseae
Lineage: Eukaryota; Fungi; Glomeromycota; Glomeromycetes; Glomerales; Glomeraceae
Source: the annotation of a GenBank genome assembly
UUGUUGAUGUCUCUAAUUAUUUACAUACUAAUAGUUUUAAUGCAAGUACAAUAGAAAAUGUAAUUGAAAAAAUUGAAUUAAAAAAUUUUGCAGCUAUUAUAGUUGAUGGAGAGGCAGCUAUGUAA